Molecule: messenger RNA, 2756 nt
Organism: Coniophora puteana RWD-64-598 SS2
Lineage: Eukaryota; Fungi; Basidiomycota; Agaricomycetes; Boletales; Coniophoraceae
Exons: 2
Coding region: 123-2435 (770 amino acids)
Biological process (GO): protein polyubiquitination
Molecular function (GO): metal ion binding; ubiquitin protein ligase activity
Source: RefSeq, a predicted model, not a curated record
CCUCCUCCCAGUCCAUCCGCUCUCCCUUCCCCUGCCUUCCUCUCUUUGUCGCUCACCACCACCAUCCACACCCAUCCUAAUCUCAUAUUUGCCUUUAUCGCUAUCAUCUUAUCAGCCCGAUAAUGCCAGCUACAGAAAAGAACGAUGCUGCCAGUGCAGCAGACAUGGACGAGGACGAUUUUAGAGAGUUUGACCGUGAAAAAGACAAGGGCCAUAAAUCAAAGCAGUCUUCUUCAAAGUCCAAGGAUCUCUCCCAUGUCCCCUGCAAAUUUUUCAAAGUCGGUUCUUGUACAGCAGGAGCUGCCUGCCCCUUCUCUCAUAGUAUCCAUGAGCGUGGCCAGCCCAAGGACGUCUGCACCUGGUUCAUCAAGGGAAACUGCAAGUUCGGUCACAAGUGCGCUCUCGCCCACAUCCUUCCAGGUCAGAGCAUGGCUAUGGAUAGGAAGAACAAGAAGUCUGCACAACUCGCCAACAAUGGAGCGUCGUCCGCAGGAGGUCCAGGCCGUGAACCAAAGUCUUCCAGGAGCAAAAAGGAUGGUCAUCAGUCUUCCGCCUCGGCCGAUGUCUCUGCCAAAGGGCGUACCGGCCUCCUCUCCGGAUCAACUGCACCUACUAGAGUCCUCAAUAUGCCUCUCAAGGCCACCGUCUCCCCUUCCGCCCCUGCUCCUCCUCUCAAGGAUAGCGACUUUGCUUCCUUUGGUCUCCCAGAUGAUCAGCUGUCCUCAGUUCCUGUACAUGCCAAGGUCGCGUCCCCCACUUCCCCUGACGAUACCUCCGCCCAGCUAGCCGAUCAGGACGAAUCUUUCAAACAGCAUGACCAACCAGAGCAGCCCAAACCAGAGGGCUCUCCUCCCACACUUCCCGUUCAUUCCCCAACGCCUCCUCGCCACUUGGGCAUCUCUCGCAACCCAUCCGAUGCCGCAGCAGACCUCGGUCCCAUCGGGUCUCCUCCCCGCUCUUCUCCCGCAGCCCGCUCACAAAAUCUCUCCCCUGGUACCUCACCAGCUCGCCAUAUCACUUCCCCGCUCUCUGCACCGGGUAAUCGCUCAGUCUUUCCCCAGAAUGACUCUGGCGAUCUAUCCUUUUCUGACUUCAAGACCCGCGCCGGCCUCGCUCAAUCGCUCCCAUGGAACACCGAUCUCGGCCCUAUCCCUCCUCAAGUCCAGAGUCGCGCAGGCGUCGCUCUUAACGGCAGUGCACUGGACACCGACGCCGUCGGCGAGGACUUUGAAGAGUUCAUUCCCAGCUCCCUCACCGACCUCCUCACUCCCGAGGAGCGCUCCAGGCGCAUGUCCCGUACCACCUCCGGUCGUCCUGUCGUCCCUGGUGCCGAUGCCGCCUAUGCAGCCAAUCGUGCGACCCCCGACAGCGCAGCCCAUCGCUACUCGCGAUCCGUUCCCGCCGCCUCAUUGUUGGGCGAUAUCAACUCCAUUUGGUCGGACAAAACCAACGGGCUUCCAGGUUCUCCUGAUACACAUGGUCACCUUGGGGUCAAUGGACUUGGCAUUGGCAACGGUACCCCAUCUUCCUUCAAAUCGAAUGGCGGGUUUGGUGGACGCUCCUUCCUCGAUGACGGUCCCUCCCCCUCCCUUCUUGCACCAUCGAAUGCUUCAGCUGCCUUCUUGCCUAAUCUGCACCACUACUAUUCAAAGAUGGGCCCUCAACGUCCAAGCUCUAAUCUCGGUCGCUCUGCUAGUGGCCUGCACCCUCCACCAGGGCUUUCGCAGGGACUACAACCUAUCAGCGCUCUCACCGCCUCUGGGCCCGGACCCGGUGCAGGUGUGGAUGCCUUCUCCCCUCCGCGCACUAGCUCCCUCGGCACACAUCCGCCUCUCGAUAACCACCAUGCGGAUUCAUACCUCAGCGCGGGGUAUGGCAAGCCCAUGGGAAUGCAACGCUCUGUGUCUGGGCGUCCUAUUUCAAACGGUUUCGGCGGGGAUGGCGAUGGAGAACGGACGAGUACCAUCUCACCUUCAAUGCGUGCUCUGCAGUCCCACGCGCCGGGCCAGAGCUUACCUCAAGGUCUCGCCGCUGGCUACUCUCGUAUACACGCGCUGCCUACCACCGCUACCUCACCCAACGUACCCGGAGGCCUCAGUCCAGGCCCAGGUCCCGCACCCCCAGGCAGCGAGUGGCCAGCCAACAUCGCGAACGCGCCCAGUCCUGAUAUGUACAACAUGUCGAACUCGAAAGCUCCGACACCAUCCUCGCCAGGUCUUGAGGCGAUGUUCUCGCGUUUGUCCUACUCCGCCGCAACAUCGCGUCCUGGAGCUGCAGCGUCGCCGCCGGGCAGCUCACCACUGGGUGGUGGUAUGCCACGCCAGGUAAGCCAUGGCCACACUCGCAACUGGCAGGGGCACGGCCCGCUAAGCCCACUCAACGGGCCCGCCGUGACCAACGACGACGACGACGAGCUUUUCAGCAUGGAUGGCUAAUAGCCGCCGUUUUACGCUGCUCGUUUGUUCCACCUCAAAAGCAAUUAAGGACUCGUAGAAGUACGUCCUGACGCGCAUAUACCCACUUUUAUCUCUGAUCUUUUUCACUUGUGCAUCAGUUGUAUCUCUUGAGCGCUACUUGCUCUUAGUCACGACUUUGUAGGUUGCCGUGCCUCUGAUAAUUGUAUCUUGCUUGCAUGUAUUGGACUAUUCCAAUGUUGAACUUUACACUUACGCUUCCCGCCUUGUGUAUCAUCAGACCCUUUGCGGCCUACUUGUUGGUAUAUAUGUUAAAAGUAAUACAAAACAUGCAUAUUUACG